AUGGCGGCCGCGCUGAGGGGCGUGAGGGAGAGCGGCACUUCCGGUUUGGAGCGGCGGAAAUACGUCACGGUCGCUAUGGCAACGGAGGGGACUUCCGUGUCGCUGUUGCUGGUGGCCGUGCUGUGGGGUGGCACCAGCCCGUUGCUCAGGGCCGGAGCUGCGGGGAUGGAGGAGCUGCGGGGCCGGGGCCGCCUGCGGCUGCUGCUGGCUGAGCUGCGCUUCCUCGGCCUCAACUGCAGGGUGAGAGCAGUUCUGGGAUCCUUCCUGCUCCUCAAAGUCUUGAUAGUGCUAAAAUCCACAGGAUUUCUGAUCCUUGGUGGGACUAGAAAAAAACAUGAUGAUACUGUGGUUUAUAUCAAAGUGACAAGCUGCAACUCCCUGGCUUUGAUUGUGACUUUGGUGACGGGGAAGAUCCUGGGAGAGGACAUUGGUGGGAAAAGAGCCGUGGCAGGAAUGCUGCUCACCAUCCUGGGAGUGUCCCUGUGYGUGGCUGCGUCCUGAAGGGAACAGGAGCCCAAAAAUCCUCAUCCCGAGGGGAGAGAUAUUCUGGGAUGGAUUUGGGAUGGUUGGGAUCUGGGAUGGAUUUAGGAU
This is a messenger RNA of Malurus melanocephalus (red-backed fairy wren), 591 nucleotides long. RefSeq names its product transmembrane protein 234 (gene TMEM234). The record is from RefSeq and is a predicted model, not a curated record. Lineage: Eukaryota; Metazoa; Chordata; Aves; Passeriformes; Maluridae. The transcript has 4 exons. Bases 1 to 501 code for a protein of 166 amino acids.